Molecule: messenger RNA, 8129 nt
Organism: Marmota monax (woodchuck)
Lineage: Eukaryota; Metazoa; Chordata; Mammalia; Rodentia; Sciuridae
Product: dual specificity tyrosine-phosphorylation-regulated kinase 4
Exons: 13
Coding region: 3270-4205 (311 amino acids)
Biological process (GO): peptidyl-threonine phosphorylation; peptidyl-serine phosphorylation
Cellular component (GO): nucleus
Molecular function (GO): ATP binding; protein serine/threonine/tyrosine kinase activity; protein serine/threonine kinase activity
Source: RefSeq, a predicted model, not a curated record
AUCCCCAGCUCUGUUCUAUAUUUUAUUUAGAGACAGGGUCUCACUGAGUUGCUUGGUGCCUUGAUAUUGCUGAGGCUGGUUUUGAACUCGAGAUUCUCCUGCCUCAGCCUCCUGAGCUCCUGGGAUUACAGGCAUUUGCCACCCCGCCCAGCUGCUGUCUACUUCUUAAUUGUUCAUUUCCAAUAUAUGUAUAUGACAGUUACCAUAAUGUUAAUCUAUGAGAAUUUCUAUUUUGUUUUAUUCUUUUGUCAAGUUAAGCAUCAUAGCUCCUUUAGCCAUCUUGUUCAUCCUCCAUCAAUUUCAUGGGAAAUGAGCACAGAUCACUUUCUGCAUUUUGCAAAUGAGGAAAAUUGAACUCUAUCACUCAUUCACAUUCAAGGCACUAGUUGAAGUGUUGUGCACACAUUAAAGUCAUUCUUCCUCACAACAACCUUAUGAGCUUGUUAAUAAUAAUAUCCUCGAGUAAUAGGAGGAGAAGUUAAUGACUCGUCCAAAUUCAGAUAAUUAAUGAAUAGUGGAACUGGAUUCAAAAUGAAAGAGUGUGACUUCCAAGUUCAUGCCCUUGAGUAUUGUCAUGCCACACAGCUGCUGAAGGAAUCUUUCUGAAGGAUGGCUUUGCUUUGCACAUACCGUACAAACCUUCAGUGGUUCACAUUUUCCCAUAGGAUAAGACCAAGUUUCUUAGCCUAGCUUUCAAUGCUUCUGCAACCCACAGCCAACCCUGUGCUCCAGCUUAUCCUUUCUGAGCAGUGGAGACCCCUGGAGCAUGCCUGGAUACUGUUGCUUCUCCUAAUGAGCAUGUCGUCUUCCCAUCCUCUCAGUCCAGACCAAGCCCCGUGCAUUCCAGAAGUCCCUUUCCCCUCCUCCUGGGCUCAUUGCAUUUAUGGUGGUAUCUUCCUUUUUUUUUUUUUUUUUUUUUUUAUCGACACUUGACACUCACUGAUGUCCUUUGUCUGAUAUUUAGUCUGGGCUGUAUUUUGUUGAUGUACUUUCCAUUCACCUGUUGGUCUCUCCAUUGCAUCCUCAAUGCCAGCUUGUUGUUACUGCUGAUACCUCCGAGUUUUAAUAUUCGUAAACCUACUUAAUGAGAAGUUGGAUUCACAAUUGCAAUAUUUCCUCAGAUAUCAUCACAGUCUAUUCAUAGAUAACCACAUCUGCAUGUGGUGCACAUUAGCAAAUAAACCAACGUGGUCUGAGACCAUGGCCCGUGCUCUGUGAAAUCUUCUCUCCCUCAGAUUACCUUCAUAUUCCAGGAGGUCAAGACCGAAUAUUCUAAAUGCCCCCAUCAGUACCGCUCUGUGGAGGACUCAGCUGUGCUAAAGGACAAUAAAUGUUGUACCUCAGUUGCCAAUUUAAAAGGGUCUGGCCCCCUGUAUCUCAGCUUUAGAUGUGCUUCCUUCAGGUCUCUAGGGAAGGUCUGGAAGAAAGAGAAUUCUAAGUUUUGUUUCAAAGAACAGAACUUGUGUUCAAACUGAAGGCUGUUUGCUAAACUUUAGUUAUUUCAGUGCUGCCUUCAUAAUUUUUGCCAUAUCUCAUGCUCCCUUUUAUUUUUUUACUUGAAUUUUGAUUUCAUCCUAAGUAAUAACAACUGCAAAAAUCACAUGCUUAAAGUGCUUCUUAUAGUUUUUCAAAUGGAUAGCAAAAUAAAUGCAUAGCCAUUAGGUGAUUGUCUAUCUGCAUCCUGCACAGAAUUAUGUCACCUACCCCUGUGGUGUGCUUACUACCUUGGAAAAAAUUGUUCUAAGAUUGUGGCCUUUUCCUCUCUACCCCUUUCUAGAUGUGAAGCCUUUCUGAUGAGAGCACUGGUAUUCAGGCUGGGCACCUGUGUCCUGGCAGGUUCCACUAAGGCAUCUUUGGGCAUUUUGAGUUCUGGGCAAGACUAAGAGCAUUUUCUUUCCUAAAGAGCAAGAUAACAUUAGCUCUACUUCUAUUCCUUACCAUCUACAAGGAUGCUGGUUAAGACUGUGUUGGAAGAAAGCAUAUAUUGAUUUUUUAAGGUGUGAAAAUCAUAAGACAAGUGGAUCCAUCAUUAGCACUUCUGGAAAGAUUAUUUGUGGGUAGUAAUUCAUUUCAUGCAUUGAGUACUUCUUUGAGCUUCUUUGAACUCUUCCUAGCUUGGGAUCAGGAAAGCUGGCUUCAAGUAUACCUUGCUUAUUGUAAGGAAAUGAAAUAAAGGUCCAGGUGGCUUGGGACCUUAUUACACUUUUCUUCUACUUGACUCAGGUUGAAAAUAAGCCUUUGGCUCAAGUCCAGAAGCCACCCUCCAAGAUCAAGAACCUCAAAAUGACCCGACAUUUGCAUAAGAUAGGAAGUGUUGGUUAGUGACUUUAGGAAAGGACGCGGGCAGUGGAUGGAAGAAAUAGCUUUUUACAGGCACUUUUGGCCAACUCAGCAUGACAAUGAGAGCCCUUUAUCCAUAUCACCAUGCUUCUCUCCACACAGUUUUAAACAUGGCUAUUUGUUGAUAGUUAGAUUAUCUCUUUCCCAAUCAGUUAAUCAAUCAAUGUAGGAGGGCAGUGACCCAAGUGAGAAGGUCAAGUCUAUAAAGUAGCCAUAGAGGAAAUGGGAGGUUUUGUUGCAUCAAGAAAGAUUUGCAUUGUAUAGCAAAAAGGCCUUCCCCAUGUUUGGAAGGUAAAAUAUUGGAAUGAGAAUAAUAAUGGCUAUCACUUAUGGAAUACUCUACAUAGUUUCACAAAAGCUAUGAGGUAGGUCCCAUUUUUGAGAGUGAUGAAAUAAUUAAGGCUGAGAGAAAGAAUCAAUGUGACCCAUUCAGUGUCUACAGCUAGUGAGUAGUGGAAUGGGGAGUCAACCCCAGAUCCUGUGUGCUAGAUUACUCUGCUCCCUGGAAUCUUUUUUUUUUUCCCUCCAAGAAUCUGGGUUUAGGCUCAUCCUUGUUGUGGGGAGGAGUCUAGAAGAAAUGACCUCUGGAGAAUUUUCUUAUCUGAGGUUUCUAUACCUAUCCAAUUUCUCCUUCUAUAGGGUACAAACACCAAUAUUACUUCACUCCCUUUUAUGGAUACCAAGGAGAAGAAGAAUGUGAUCAACCUCCCACACAUCAGCAACAAAAUUCUGCUGAAGCCUGGUGUGCUGUCCCGGGUAGGACAAAUCCUGUCUGGAUGUGAGUGUUUGGGGGCAUAUAAAUAGUUUAUGUCCCCCAGAAGAAGUUGAAGUAGUUCUUUAUUACCAAUUUCUUUCCUUGGACAAGAAAUUCAAACGCACAGUCGUAAGCUUCUGAGUACAAGGCUUUAGAAGCACCUUUCCACCCUAGCAUGAAGACUCAUGAACACAAGGUAGAAGAGAAACCACCAAAGAAGCACAAGGUGCCUCUGACGGCAGCAGAAGCCCUAAAGAAUUUUAAGAGUAAGCUGUCUCCUUAUGAGCAAAGUGAAAUCCUGGGCUACACAGAGCUAUGGUCCCUGGGGCUUGAUGCUGAGAAACUCAAUGUGGCUCCAGAGAAAUUCAGCAAGACAAGUUUUGAUGAUGAACAUGGCUCCUAUCUGAAGGUCCUGCAUGACCACAUUGCCUACCGCUACGAGGUUCUGGAGAUGAUUGGAAAAGGGUCCUUUGGACAGGUGGCCAAGUGCUUGGAUCACAAAAACAAUGAGUUGAUGGCCCUGAAAAUCAUCAGGAACAAAAAGAGAUUUCACUACCAGGCCCUGGUGGAGCUGAGGAUCCUGGAAGUCCUCAGAAGGAAGGAUAAAGACAACAAGUACAAUGUGGUACACAUGAAGGACUUUUUCUACUUCCGGAAUCACCUCUGCAUCACCUUUGAACUUUUGGGAAUCAACUUAUAUGAGUUGAUGAAGAGUAAUAGCUUUCAAGGUUUCAGUCUAUCGGUAGUUCGGCACUUCAUGCUCUCUGUAUUGAAGUGCUUGCAAAUGCUUUACGUAGAGAAAAUCAUCCACUGUGAUCUCAAGCCUGAAAAUAUAGUGCUAUACCAAAAGGGCCAAAUCGCAGUUAAAGUUAUUGACUUUGGGUCCAGUUGUUAUGAGCACCAGAAAGUAUACACCUAUAUCCAGAGCCGGUUCUACCAAACCCCUGAGGUGAUUCUGGGUCACCCCUACAAUAUGGCCAUUGAUAUGUGGAGCCUGGGCUGCAUCUUGGCAGAGCUGUACACGGGUUACCCUCUGUUCCCCGGGGAGAAUGAGGUGGAGCAGCUGGCCUGCAUCAUGGAGGUGUUCCAUGCUGGGGUGUGUCAUUCCUAAUUCAAUGUGAUCAGCAUGUACCGACAUUGAGAUCUGGCUGCUAUCAAGGUGGCUUGCCUUUGUUGGUGCUGAUGUAUGUUUAGAAUAGCAUGUGAAUCUUAAGAUACUGAGACAGCCCUGGAGACAUGAGCUCUGGGUCCGCCAUGCUACUGACUUGAUGUCAUCACUUAAUAUCCUCAAGUUCUUAUCUGUAAAAGGCAAAAUGUGGCCAAAGUCCCACCUAGCUCUUAACAGUCUUUGAAUCUGUGACUUCACCAAGAGUGAACCAACUAUGCUGUGCUUGUUGAAGGUGCUGGGUCUGCCGCCAGCCCACUUCAUUCAGAUGGCCUCCAGGAGACAGAAGUUCUUUGUGGGGAAACAAGAUUGAACAAAGAGAAAGUACUUCAAGGACAAGGAAUAGAUGAACCUCUUUCAGAGACUGGAUUUAAAUAAGCGGCUGCUGCUGGUAGAUUUAUGAGUAAAGUGAGGUUUACUCAUGCUUUCUCCAGCGAUCGCACACGGGCAAAGCAGAGAUGAGGAAACUGGAGCACAUGGCUUAAGUAACUUGCACAAAUACACAACUAAUUCAUGGAAGAGGAUGGAUCUGAAUCCAGUUCUGACUUAGCUCUGCUUAGCUCUUUGCAAGAUGUGCAAGCCCACCCAGUAUGUUACAGCCAGAGCGAUGACACUUGAGCCUCCCUAAAUUGCUGAGACUGGCUUUGAACUUGCGAUCCUCCUGCCUCAGCCUCCCGAGCUGCUAGGAUGACAGAUGUGCACCACUUGUACCUUGGCUGAGAUUAAGAAUUCUAAAGAACCUUGCAAGAGAGAUCUGAUAGAGGAUGACUGGGGGGAAAAUACCAAUGGAGAAAGAAGCCUUGAAAGGCUUGCAGGAUUUAUCAGCAGCAGAUGCAGGUGACAGAUAUCACCCAGGAGUACAUAAAGUCAGCCAAUGCCAGUGAUACAGCCAAGAGCUCUGCAAAUGCUUUUCACAAUGAACAUGACUCUGCAAGACAUUAGGGGCUGGAGCUGGAUGUAUGUGCCUGACAUCCCUUCAUGCUGUCAUUUGUGACAUAUGCUUGGCCCACUGCACAAUGAGGAGAACUGAUUGCAGAGAGGGCACACAAAAUACAACUGCAGCACACAAGAUUUUCUAGAGCAGUGACACUAUUCUGAAUCCAUGGUGUUAUGCAUUAGUCAAACACCAAGAAAUGUACAAAAUGAGAGUAGAGUCCUAAUUUGAACUGUAGAGGUGCUCUAAUAACAAUAUGUCAAUAGUGUUCUUCAGUUAUAACAAAUGUUCCACGCUAGUGUACGAUGUUAAUAACAGGAGAAAUUGUGUGUGAGGUGGGGAGAGGGAAGAAUCUCUAAGGUUCCUCCAGGGGCUUUGUCUGGAUGUGGAGUGCUCGCUGGUCUUGCAGCCCCUCCAAUUGUUUGCUUUCUCACCUGUUUUGCUUGAUCAUCAAAUGUGGCUGGUGACUGGAAGAGUUUAAAUUUCCUAAGAGACUUGUUUCUCUCCCAUGUCUUGCUUAAAAUGUCUGUCCCAGGUGAGGGAUAAAUGGAAGGAAGGCAGGUUUCUUUAAUCUAAUAUUUAAUAUAAUUAUUAUAUUACAUACUUUUUAAAGUCACUAUAAUAUCAGUCUCAACCCAACAAAUUUCCUCAAGUGUAAAUCUAAAAACACAGAUAGACUCCCACCGGACAUUUCAGAAUGAAAUGCGAGUGAGUUCUGUAACUUUGCAGAAUCCAUGAUAUUGCUAAAGCUUCUGGUUCCAUAACCAGAAGCUUGUUUUGCCUGGACAAGAAGAGGAUUCUCAGAUGCCUUCUACUGGGGACACUAGCAAGAUCACAGAAGAGCUUGAGAGUGAAGGGUGAAGGAUCACUUGCAACUGAUCAGUAAUGGCAGCCUCAAUUCCUUUCCUCCCCUCUCAGCUCCUCCCCUUCUCCCCUCUCCUGCUCACAGCCUCCUCCUUACUGAAAUCCCUCUCCAGCCUCUGCAGCUUAUGGGAGAUGAAACAAUGUGUAUCCCCAGGCAGGGGAGACCCAGCCUCAUGAAAGUCUUCAUAAAAGAUUCUCUUUGGGUGAUAAGAACAGCGUUAUGUUUGUUCCACUCAGUGAAAAGCCAAGAUGUAGGUGAGACUUAGUGGAGUCUCAAUCUAAGGAGGCUGGUACAAUUUUAUUAUCUCCAUUUUGCAUCACGUCUCACAUUUACAAAGAACUUUCUAGCUGCAUGCUCUUUGUAAAACAUCCUCAGAUGCAGUCUCUUGGUUUUUCUCCAGAACCCACGACAUAUUAAGGAUCCUCAUCUUUCCUAUGAAGAUACUGAGGAGCAAUUUGUGACUUGACCAAGAUCACACACCUAGUGUGAUCCUUGUCUUCUUUCUCUGUAUUCAAGCUCUAUCAAGGACACCUGGUUUGUGAAUGUCCCUGUUUCAAGAUUGUAUCUUCAGUGCUGAAGCCACCAGGCUGGGCACCUGGUGUGCAGAGGGCCAUGAUAGGGGGGAGGCAGGGGAUUCGCAGCCCUGGGAACAGCGCUCCUCAGGUAAGCUCUGAAUGUGUCUUCCUUAGGUAGAGGAAGAAGGAGCAGUGGUUGGAGCCCUGAGUUACUGUACCUGCAGUCUCUGCGGACUGCUCCUACCCCUCUUCUCCCAUUGUGUUCUUUUGUCUGAGAGAUCAGUCAUGCUUCCAAAGCUGAGAUUCUGCCCAAGGAAGGAACAAUAGAAACUGGACUAAGAGGAACCUUGUGUGCACGCACGUGUGUGUGCGUGUGUGUGUGUGUGUGUGUCCCCACACAGGCUGCCCAAUCUGAUUGGCGCUCCAAGGCUGCCCAACAGGACCCAGCCCACCCUCUCAGGAUGCCUGGGGCUUGUCACGCAGCCCACAUCGGGGAACAGACAUCCUGGUUCCUACUCACCUCCCUGGAGCCCAUGACCUGGGCUAGCCUAUGGUGUUUGGGAUGCUGCACAUCCAGACUCAUGUUAUCUCAGGAUCCUGGGACUCCUUGGCUCCCCUGUCCUGCCUCCUCCCCUCUCUGUGGACACGUAGCCACCACACACUUCUCAGAGGGCUAUUUCUAGCUGAGGGGCCGGUAAUUCAGCCCCAGCCUGUCAGCUCAGGCUGUCUGUGUGCCGCAGCUGGGAUGGGCAGCCUGACACGUUGUGGGUUCAGCAGAGUGCAGGAUGUUGGGGCUUCCGGGGGCAGGCACCCCCCCCCCCGCCGCCGCCUGCUGGAGGUCAGGGUUGCUGAGAUGUGGGGGUGAGGAACAGACAGGAUGCUCCUGCUGCGUGGGAAGAGCUGGUGGCCACCAGGAGACAGAGCUUAGCCUCAGUGCUCUGUGCUCUGCCCACCGCAGCCCUUCCCUGGGGAGCACCUUUUUUCUCUUUAGCAGGCUGAGAGUUAACAUAGCCUUGUGGGCUCUGGGUCAAGCUGUGCUUUACAGCACACAGGCCAUCUUUGUCAAGUUACAUCACCUCUCUGAGCCUCAGUUUCCUUAUCUGAAAAAUGGAGAUAAUAAAAUUGUACCAGCCUCCUUAGAUUGUGGGGAGAGUUUAAUAAUCUGCCAUAGAAUACUUAAUCUCAUGUGAAGAGGUCACAUAGAGCUGCUUGGUAUAGAGUAGAUUUUAUUACUGUUGUUGCUGUUGUCUCUUUUCUUCACCCUCCUAUCAUGAAUUCCUUGCAGGUGACUUUCAAGGUUAUUGCUAUUUCCAGAGUUAUCUCUGAUGCUGGAUCCAUUUUAGAUGCCUAGAAAGUAUUCAGUAAAUGAAAGAAUGAAUUCUUCCCUUAGUGUGAUCUGAUGGAAAGAACACUGAACUCAGCAAUAAAACAAAAAUAUCAUAGAUUAAAGUGAAAUUAUGUAAUUUGCAUAUGGAAAAUGGAUGGAACUUGAGACCAUUAUAUUAAAUGAAAUAAACCAAACUCAGAAGGUCAAGGGUCAUAUGUUUUCUCUCACA